GUGAAGUCAGACCGGAUUCGUCGUUUCUUUUACGAUGGUUAAGUUUUAGGCUCAAUUACUUUCCCUCUUGGUGAAACAGAUAAUUCUGUACCAGCAUAAAAAGGGCAAAAUCAACUACCCGGGGUAGCACAUUAGGUGUGAAUGACGGUGAUCACGGAUAUUCACUGAGAAUGUGGCACGAAUAAACAAUUUAUUUAUUUUAGAACCGGAGAUCCUGUUCACUGCUCAGACCAGCAUAUACCUGUUUUAGAUACUGCCGUAAGAGAAAUCUUCGUGGUUUGGUCGUGUUUCACGCUAAACAUCUGUUUUUUUUGUGACACAGUUUAGACUAGCCUCUCAUUUUCUUAUAGGUUAGUCUCAUCACUACACGAGAAUUGCUCCGAGGCCUCUGUUGCAGCCAGCGCAAAUGGAAACAGACCAGCAGAGAGGGCGUGAUGGCUCUCAGAAAAGAUCACCUUUGGAUAUGAUAAUGAACCAGAUCCGGCGAAAAACCUCUUUCACGGAACGGAGGAAGCCAUCUGUGGGUCGUUUUUUCCGCUCAUCCGAGAGCAGCGAAAAGAAGAAUGCAGACAUCACUGAAACCAAGGAGACAGAGAUCAAUGAGGGAAGAAACAGCAGAGGAACUGGAACAGAGAGCAACGAGACAGAUACAGAGUUAGGCUCUGUGGUAGGCUGGGGCCGCAUCAAACAGUUUGUCCAGAAGCUUGGAAAGACACCAGACAGCCAGAGCUUGAACCUGAGCCACUGUGAUCUGACAGCCACUGAUCUUGUGGAGCUCGGGACCUUGCUGCCAUUCCUGGCUCAGCUGGAGGUGAUGGAUCUCUCCUGGAAUGACUUGCUGGGGGGCUCCCUGCAGGUACUUGCUGUACAUCUGCAGCACGUGGGCAAACUGAAGACGCUGAAAAUGAGCGGCUGCAGGCUCACAGCACAAGAUCUCAGUGCACUGGGGGAGGCCCUGGAUAGUGUUCCUAUGCUGGAGAUCCUGGAUUUGUCCUGGAACGCUGGAGCAGGGGGAGGAAAUCUGCACUACCUGACCAGCCAUUUCAGCUCGGCUAGUGCUCUGAGGGAGCUCCACCUGGUCGACUGUCAGCUUUCUGAGGCAGAUGCUAUGUCAGUGGGUGAACUGCUUCUGCUGCUCCCAUGUCUGGAGGUGCUGGACCUGUCCAGCAACCAGCUGGUAGUGAGGGGCAUGGAGGACGUGGCGUCCUGUCUUGGCUCCACGCCACACCUGAGGAGCCUCAAGCUGAGAAUGUGCAGGCUGGAUCAUGGCAGUCUCACCGUCCUGGGAGAGAAGCUUAAACUGAACCCAGCCCUUGAGCAUCUAGACUUGUCGUGCAAUAAGGAGUGCGGAGGUGGUUUCAGUGCAGUGGCCAUUAGCUUGCCUCUACUCACGCAUCUGAAAUGCUUGGACAUCCAUUCAUGCUGUCUAACAGAAGAAGAUGUCCUCGUGCUGGCGCAGGCCAUUCCUUCUCUGGGUGAGCUCACAGACCUGGAUCUGUCCUCCAACAAAGGUGCUGGGGCUGUGCUUCAAACUCUCCUGCAUGACCUGCCUCUAUCCAAGAUGAAGAGGCUUCACUUAAGUGACUGUGGGCUCAGUCAUGAGGCAUACCAUGCUUUAGCCACAUCCAUGCAGUCCCUCACCCAGCUGGAGAGUUUAACCCUGUCAUGGAACAAGAGUGUCGGGAAAAAUCUGCAGUGGCUCUUGGAGCCAUUGCAGGCCGGCUGUAAACUACAGGAGCUGAGACUGAGUAGCUGUGACCUGAUGACCGAGGACAUGCUUCACAUAGAAUCUGCCUGCAAGCGAGGCGCUUUGUUGCAGCUGAAGAUUUUGGACCUGUCUUACAACAGCAGUGUGAGUGACGGUGGCUGGGUCUCCCUCUUCGGGGAAGCCAGUGGCCUGAAGGAACUGCGGGAGAUGGAUAUUAGCCUGCGGCCCACCACCUCUCUCUCCGCCUCCCCCUGGCUGCCUGCCCUGCUGGAUGCACUGCCCCAGCUGCCCUCCCUCUGCCAUCUGGCCCUGAAGCGCUGGGCCCUCACCCCCGGUGAGUGGGAGAAGCUGCAGAAAGCCAUAAGCCAGAGGAACGUGGGCCUCGAGUGGGAUGAAGUCGCCAUGCCAGGUAGUAGAUAA
Electrophorus electricus (electric eel) is the source of this 2128-nucleotide messenger RNA. NCBI's taxonomy places the organism in Eukaryota, Metazoa, Chordata, Actinopteri, Gymnotiformes, Gymnotidae. The record is from RefSeq and is a predicted model, not a curated record.